Rhagoletis zephyria (snowberry fruit fly) is the source of this 3689-nucleotide messenger RNA. It is a transcript of the gene TTLL4B, whose product is annotated as Tubulin tyrosine ligase-like 4B. NCBI's taxonomy places the organism in Eukaryota, Metazoa, Arthropoda, Insecta, Diptera, Tephritidae. Gene Ontology annotation, molecular function: tubulin-glutamic acid ligase activity; tubulin binding. Gene Ontology annotation, biological process: microtubule cytoskeleton organization; protein polyglutamylation. The record is from RefSeq and is a predicted model, not a curated record. Gene Ontology annotation, cellular component: ciliary basal body.
UAGUCACAAUAUCGCGGCGAGGCGAGCAUCUUCCAUUACUUAUUGAAGAGCAGCGCGUAGAUUGCUCAACCCUGUGUUGGAUUUAUCAAUUAAUUUCUUCAAUGAUUAGAAGGAAAGUGGGUGCAGACGGCAGCGAGGGAGUUGGCAGCGCGACAUUGCAACAAAAAUCAAAAUUCAAAGUGAAAAUGGCACCAAUUAGUGAAAAAAGGUCACAGCCUCCAAAUGCGAACCACGUCAAAGAGAAUGGGCACACAAGUCAAGGCCAUGGUCAUACGCAUCUUCACACUCACGCGAAGGAGAACGCUAGCAGCAAUGCGUCCGGAAAAAGUGCUGGUGUGAAAAGUAAAGGCUUGGAGAUAUUAGAUUUUCAUGAAUCAUGGCUGGAAGAAGUCGAACUGUAUAAGGAUAAAUUGUAUGUGCAAAAGAAUCUUUUACUAUCAUCGCAUAAUCAUGCUCAUACACCGCAUGGCUGCCAAAUCGAUGCACCUAGCCAUUAUAUUAGUGUGAAUAAUCAGUAUGUGGUUAAUGCAACAGCAACACACGGUGGCCAUAUGCCAAAUGAGCACAGUAGUAAUAACAAUAAUUAUAGUAUUAUGAAUGGCACGAUUGUAAAAAGAAGAGGUGGUAGUGGUGGCACCUCAGUGACGGGAUGCACAGUAGAUCCAUCGAUAAUUAGCAAUGCCUCACAUAACAAGUCAAAUCGGAUUAGUAUACGCAGCAACACUGCCGCACCCUUGACGUCCCACGUCGACUCGACCAUACCAAUGACUGGUGUGCAGUUGCUUUUAAAGCGACCCCGUGAUGAACCGGUUGGAGCGCCAAAAUCUGUUGUACAUAACUCCAAACGCCAUUCCCAUCCUCACCCGCCGCAUACGCAAUCGAAUACCAGUCCACGCCGUUCAGCAUCACCAGCCAAAAGACUUGGCGGCGGCGGUGGUGGUGGUGUUGGUACUAGCGUAGGAGGUGCCGUUGCUGGUGCUGGUAUUGGCAGUGUCGCCUCCGCUGCUGUCAAUGGCGUAACUACUACCAUUAAUGCGAACGAUAAGUCCUCCUUCAUGCCAACAUCCCAGAAAGCGUUAAGUAAAAUCAUUGUGAAUCAGUUCCACGCUAGUAGCCUGCUUAAUGAUAAUGAUAAAAAAUCGGAGCUGCUUACGCAAAAUGGCCUAAACAAGACGGCUGCAACCGCUUAUGAGACUAGCGUAUAUGCCUCACAGUAUAUGCCGCUCGAUAAUCGCACUUACCAUAAUCGUCAUCCAAUUGUGGAUAAUUCUACUUAUGUGGGCGUUUCUUUAGCUAAAGGUGGCGAUGGUGAUCGCGCAAAGCGCAGCAGUACACCCGAGGAUGAUCCAUGUGCAGCAAUCGAUGUUAUCAAUGAUUAUUCAGAUAGUGAUUCGGAUGAAGAAUAUACUGGAUUUCCAUUCUACCUAGCCAACGAUUUAAAUGAGAUACACCAAAGUCAACAUAUACGCUUUCAGCGUGAACGACAAUCUAACGAUAGCACCGAAGAUAGUGAAGCCGAUACCGAAGCGAGUAAAUAUUUCAAACCGAAAUGUAUAUUAUCGCCAAGCAUAUUUCCCAAUGUUCCGCCUUAUUUGAACUUCUCAUCGCAUGCCGAGAAAGGGCCACAAGUGCCACCAGCACUGCAUCGUGUGCUGAAGUGGAAACUAAGCCCAGUAAUGCCGAAAAUUGUGAAACGCGUGGUACUUAACUCAGGUUUUCGUAUUAUAAAAAACACCACCGAUUGGAUGGCCAUUUGGGAGAAGCAUAUGAAAAGUCCAGGUUUUCGCACAAUACGCUCGCAUCAAAAAUACAAUCAUAUGCCGGGUUCUUUUAGAAUCGGCCGCAAGGAUAGUAUGUGGCGCAGCAUACACAACAAUAUGAAGAGAUUUGGAAAAAAAGAAUUUGGUUUCAUGCAAAAAUCGUAUGUUAUGCCUGAUGAUUUGGAAAGCUUACGCCAAGUUUGGCCCAAAAAUGCUUCGAUGCUAACAAAAUGGAUUGUGAAACCGCCAGCAAGCGCACGCGGUACUGGCAUACGUAUUGUAAAUAAAUGGAGCCAAUUUCCAAAGGAUCGACCACUGGUAGUGCAGAAAUAUAUUGAGCGUCCACUACUUAUCAACGAUAGUAAAUUUGAUAUGCGUAUAUAUGUGCUAGUUACAUCGAUAAAUCCUUUGCGUAUCUAUAUGUACAAAGAUGGUUUGGCGCGUUUUGCAUCAGUUAAAUACAGUUCGGAGCUCACUAGUCUCGAUGAUCGUUGCAUGCAUCUCACCAAUUAUAGUAUAAAUAAAUUCUCACAAAACUAUUCGAAAAAUGAGGAUUUUAAUGCUUGUCAAGGCCAUAAAUGGACGUUGCAAUCGCUGUGGUCAUGCCUAGAAACGCGCGGUGUAAAUACAAAACGUCUAUGGGCGACGCUGCGCAAUUUGGUGAUCAAAGCAAUCGUUAGCGGAGAAUCAGGACUGAAUCGCAUGUAUCGACAAAAUGUUAAUUUUCGUUAUAAUUGUUUUGAGUUGUUUGGUUUCGAUGUGUUGCUGGACGAGAAUCUUGUACCAUGGUUGUUGGAAAUAAAUAUAUCACCCUCCUUACACUCAGAGCUGCCGUUGGAUUUGCAUGUGAAAGGACCACUCUUACAAGCCGUUAUGAAUACAGCGCUCUAUCAGGUGCCACCAAAACUUAAUGAAAAACAACAAAAAGAAAUAUUACAUGAAUUGAACCUACAAGGUCCUCUCUGUCAUGAUAAGCGUAUAUUCACCACAUGUCUCACUGCCGAAGAAGUGCGAAAACACAAUCAGUUCACCAAUCGUACAAUUGAAUUUCGUGAGGAAUAUCUCGAUUCCAUACUCGAUAAUCUACUGCCAGACGAUAUACGCUGCCUAAUCAUCACCGAGGAUGAGUAUGCGCGUUGUGCGCCACUUGAACGCAUCUUUCCAACAGCCGAUACGCACACCUACCUUAAGUUUAUCGAUAAUCCACGUUAUUAUAAUCGGCUGUUAGAUGCGUGGGAAACACGUUAUGGCAAUUUCCGUGAACAGGGUAUUGCAUUACUGAAGGGCUACUGCGUUGAUGGUUACCAUUUAAAUGUGUCGGAUGCGGCUUUAGAAAAGGAACCUGAUGUGGCUUUAACCGAAAUUGAUAUGUUGCAUCAGAAGAAGAGCGACGAUCAAGUUACACUUGUACCCGAUGGUGCGCAUGCGGAUAGCGCUUUAGCUUCAAAAGCGGGCACACCUGACUCAACCGCGGAUGUUUCCGUGCGUUCGCAACGCUAAAUAGCCGCAUGCUCAGUGGCAUGUCGUUGAUGGUGACUGCCAAACACCACUUUGGUUGUAUUGGCAGUGAGCGCAAGGCUGCUGUGAGAGUAAGGAACUAAGACUGAACUUAGCUAUCCAACAAACAAAACAACCUAAAUGAAAAGUAUGAACACAAGAAACGCAACAAAAGCAACCAUAAAUUUAUGAUUUAAUCGAUGAAUGAUGAUCAAGCUAACAAAUUGAAGUCAUUGAAAUUUAGUAAAUUUUUUUUUGGAAAAUGUCUUAGGAAACAACGCGCUUUAUUAAGUACUACAACAAUACAACUUACCUUUAACGACACAAAAAAAAAANACCAAAAAAAAAACCUAAAAAAGAAAGAGUCGAAACGAGCAGAAGGUAAGCACGAAUUUAUUAUAGAGCAUUGUGUGCAUGUAUGUAUGUAUUUAA